Verruconis gallopava is the source of this 3168-nucleotide messenger RNA. RefSeq lists its product as uncharacterized. The record is from RefSeq and is a predicted model, not a curated record. Gene Ontology annotation, molecular function: fatty acid binding; acyl-CoA oxidase activity; FAD binding. NCBI's taxonomy places the organism in Eukaryota, Fungi, Ascomycota, Dothideomycetes, Venturiales, Sympoventuriaceae. Gene Ontology annotation, biological process: fatty acid beta-oxidation using acyl-CoA oxidase; lipid homeostasis. The coding region runs from base 731 to 2872 and encodes 713 amino acids. Gene Ontology annotation, cellular component: peroxisome. The transcript has 3 exons.
AAACUCUUUCUUUCCCACACGACUAUUAAGCAUUUUUGUACUUGCUUCGUGUUACCUACCAACUGGGUAACUUACCGUCCUAAUUUUCAGUUUGCCGUGUGUUGCACUGUUACCUAGCUUGGUUAGCCAACAGUGCAACAAUUAGUUCUAGACCUUUACACGGCAUGUGGGCGAGGACACAGUUUCACGUCCAACAAGCACUCGCUAUGUUAGCUAUCUUAAAAUCAAUGUCCAUUCAUAUAGUCGCGGUUGAAAUAUCCUGGAAGCUAUUGACAGUUUCGCAGUUCCAAGCGUUUCUUCUACACAAACAAGCAAGAACACAGUGGAAUACAGAUGAUCCACAUUACAGUUGUGCACUUAAUUUCUAAAAUGAGGUUCACGCCGUUGAGAGUCUAAUCAGUUCUACCGAAUUGUUUCUAGCAGUACAUCUGUUGUUGAAUCGACUUUGUCUCUCGUUCACGGGUUGGGGCAUCGAUCUCGUAAACCAAAAAGCUCCAGCGGCAAAUGCCGUUGUGGCGAGACAUUCGGAUGCUACAAGGUACAGUAUCUGGUGAUUCUAGCCUUCACGCUAAUUACUCACCAACCCACAAUUGGCUUGGUCAAGAUUGAAAGCCUCGGUUCCAGACAAAUGAUCAGAACGUCACCGAGGAAAAACGACAUCAAUUUAACGUAAGGUCCUAUAAUAUCGCUGCCGUGGGCCAAAUCAUUUCAUCUUCCCAUAAAGCUCGCGAUGGUAACUAAUCCGACAUGGGUGCAGGCCCUCAAAGAGUCUGGAAGACCCGGAAGUAAAUGCCUUGAGCUUGAAAGAGAGAAGUCAAACGUCAACGUCGACAAGCUUGCCUGUCUCUUGCACACCAACGCUGUGCUCGAGCGAAACAACAGACUCCUUAAGAUUCUCCAAGACGAUCCGGUGUUCGACAAAUCGCAAAACUAUUUCCGUGGCCGUGACGAGAGGAUCAAAGCCGCACUCGCACGGGGAAAGCGAUUGCGUCAACUCUCAGUCCAACACAACUGGACGAAAGAGGAGUACCAUGCAGCCAACGAGCUGAUUUCCGAGCCGACUCCCUAUGGGCUGCACGCGAGCAUGUUCCUUGUAACCUUGCGGGAACAAGGCACGCCCGAGCAGCACGAGCUUUUUCUGAAGAAGGCCGAGAAUUACGAAAUCAUCGGCUGCUAUGCGCAGACCGAGCUGGGCCACGGCUCCAACGUUCGCGGCUUGGAGACGACGGCUACAUGGAAUCCCGAUAAUCAGACGUUCACGUUGCAUUCGCCGCACCUGACGGCGUCAAAGUGGUGGAUUGGGUCUUUGGGAAAGGCAGCAAACUAUGCUGUUGUGAUGGCGCAGUUGAUCAUCAAUGGAAAAUCGUAUGGGCCGCAUCCCUUCGUCGUUCAAGUUCGGGACUUGAAGACCCAUGAGCCACUGGAGAACAUAUAUGUAGGCGACAUCGGACCAAAGUUUGGAUACAACACGAUGGACAACGGUUUCCUUCUUUUCAACCAAAUAAAGAUUCCACAUGUCAACAUGCUGGCGCGAUUCUCGAGGGUUGAUCCAAAGACGAGCAAAUACAUGCGCCCAUCCAAUCCGUCACUCGUCUAUGGAACCCUUACAUGGGUCCGCUCCAACAUUGUCCUUCAGUCCGGUUCAGUGUUGGCCCGCGGUGUUACAAUUGCCAUCAGGUACUGCUCUGUGCGCCGGCAGUUCACCGACCGAGACGCCCCGGAAGACGAAGUAAAGGAGAAUCAAGUCAUCAACUACACCAUGGUCCAGCAGCGCUUGUUUCCGCUAUUGGCGGCCACGUUUGCUCUUCAUUUUACCGGACGAGGAAUGAUUGCUCUGUAUGAUGCCAAUCAGGCUGUGAUGAACAAGAGAGAACGUGGAGGAGGCUCUGCAGACGUUGGCCAAUUGUCGCGCGGACCAGGACCCGAAGAGCUUAACCCCGGGGCCGACCUCCUGGCGGACCUUCACGCAACUUCUUGUGCUUUGAAGGCACAUGCAUCUACUGUUGCUGGUGAAGGUUUAGAAACCUGUAGGAGAGCAUGCGGUGGCCAUGGCUACUCGUCAUUCUCCGGGUUAGGUUCGUGGUACGCCGACUACCUACCAACAUUGACUUGGGAAGGAGACAACUACAUGCUUACCCAACAGGUCUCCCGCUAUCUGUUGAAGUCGGCCAGGGCUGUUCUCGAAAACGCAAGCAAGAACGGAAAUUUUGAUGCAAACCUAGGAGACAACGACACCACUCGCAUUCUCAAAAACUAUCGCCGUCGCCAGGACAUGGGCGCCGCAUUCGACGUGCUUGGAAACGAUGAGGAGCUUGUCGAAGCGUUCGCCUGGCGGACGGCAUAUCUGACGUUUGAAGCCUUGCGCCACCGCGAUGAAGAAAAGCGUUCUUGGAACUCUCUGCUUGUGGACUUCUACCGCCUGUCGACGGCUCACGCGCAGUACAUGGUUGUGAAGAACUUUUACGGAGCGCUCUUUUCAUCGUCACUGCAAUCGUCUCUUCCAAAACCAACCAAGGAAGUGCUUCACCAGCUCUUCCGCCUUUACUCCCUCCACACGCUGGAGCGGGAGGCCUCAGAGUUCUUCCAGAGCGCGGCCUGCACCGUGAGGCAGAUUCAGCUAGCGAGGACCAAGAGCGUGCCGCAGCUCCUGGAGCAGAUCAGGCCUCAUGCCGUCCGUCUGGUGGACAGCUGGAUGUUCCCGGAUUGGCAACUCGACAGCAGCCUGGGUCGGUACGAUGGCAAUGUGUACGAGGACAUGUUCAAGCGAGCAAGUGAGGACAAUCCGUUGAACAAGGUCAUCUUCGACCCGUAUCCGGACAGUGAUGUGCUGUUCAAGAAAGACGAGCGUAGCAUUUCGAAGAGCAAAUUGUAAACGACGAAGACGCAGGUCUUGCUUUGGAUGUACAUGGAAGAAAAGGAAAAGAAAAGAGAUGCUAGACUGGCUAGCGCAAGCAGGAAAUCUGUUAUCGUUGGAUGACCGAUGAAAGAAUCUGAUAUUGCGCAUCUCCGCUGCUGACUAUGAAUUCCGUUACACAACAGCUCCAUAAUUCUGUCCCCGCGCGUGUGUCCGGCCAAGUGAGGUGCGGGCAUCUACAUCCUUCGUCCCGUGAGAUAAUGGAAGCUCUCGACGUGUUCAACCAGAAGCUCCCUUUUUUGACUCAAUCAUCU